Messenger RNA from Letharia lupina, 825 nucleotides. RefSeq lists its product as uncharacterized. Bases 1 to 825 code for a protein of 274 amino acids. The transcript has a single exon. Gene Ontology annotation, molecular function: transferase activity, transferring alkyl or aryl (other than methyl) groups. The record is from RefSeq and is a predicted model, not a curated record. NCBI's taxonomy places the organism in Eukaryota, Fungi, Ascomycota, Lecanoromycetes, Lecanorales, Parmeliaceae. Gene Ontology annotation, cellular component: membrane.
AUGGCUUUUGGCGUAUUCAGUACGCUGUCCGGCCCAGUCCUUGGAUUCGAGGACGUAAAUCCUCUGUAUCUUGUUGGGAGAUCCAUGAUCCUCUUCUGGUGGGCGUGGAUGAAUCUGCUGCUCCUUUGUAUCAACAACCAAAGAAAAGCCGAGGACAUCCAAGAAGACCGUGUUAACAAAGCCUGGCGGCCUCUUCCCUCGGAUCGUCUCACAAUUUCGCAAGCUGAAAAGCUUCUGUGGGGCGCUGUACCGGUGAUUGGCCUCAUUACUCUCUGCACAGGAGGUUUUCCUCAGUACGUGUUGCUGACCGCUUUGAACUUCUGGUACAAUGAUGGAGGCGGAGCUCAUAAUCCUAUCUUUCGCAACCUUAUCAACGCAUGCGGGUUCGUUCUCUACGCCUCGGCAGCAAUAGACAUAGUCGCAACAGCACCGCUUUCAACAUAUACGCUCACAAUCUUUCAAUGGCUAGCUGUUAUCGGUGGAGUCGUGCUUACAACGAUCCAGAUACAAGAUCUGCGCGACCAAGCAGGAGAUAGUCUGCGAGGACGACCGACGCUGCCGAUCAGCAUAGGAGACGGGAAUGCCAGGUGGACAGUCAUCGUCCCAAUCCUCUUCUGGUCGACGUUUCCUCCAUUUUUCUGGCGGCUGGAUGUUGGUGGGUACGGUCUGACUGUGCUCAUUGGGGCAUUCACCAUUGGUCGAUUAUGCUUCUUGAGAACGUCUGAAGGAGACAGAACCACGUUCAAGAUUUGGAGCUUGUGGCUUGUCUCUAUAUACUCGCUGCCGUUAAUAAAAAUGUAUUAUACAAGGAGAGAGCAUCUGUGA